AUGAAAGUUGAAAUGACAUGUAACGUAACUAGUUUUCUUGUGGUAGAACACAGUAGAACCACAGUACGUGAACGCAGCACGCGGUCGGUUUCUACGGCAACGCUUGUUAACAGAGAGGACGAUGGUUUACAUCACAGAGGAGCUGGUCCGCCAGCGGGCCGAGCACAACGAGGGCCAGAUCUUCUCCCUGGAGGAGGUUUCUCUGCACCAGCAGGACAUCGAGAGGAUGGAGCACAUCGACAGGUGGUGCAGAGACCUGAGGAUCCUCUACCUGCAGAGCAACCUCAUCUCCAGGAUCGAGAACGUCGGCCGCCUGAAGAAGCUGCAGUAUUUGAACCUGGCCUUGAACAACAUUGAAGUCAUUGAAAACCUUGAAGGCUGCGAGAGCCUGCAGAAGUUGGACCUGACGGUGAACUUCGUGGGCUGCCUGAGCAGCGUUGAGUCCCUGCAGCACAACGUGCUCCUCACAGAGCUCUUCCUGACGGGGAACCCCUGCACUCAGUUUGAGGGCUACCGGCACUACGUGGUGGCCGCGCUGCCUCAGCUGCAGUGGCUGGACGGGACGGAGAUCAGCCGGACGGAACGGCUUCGGGCCUCUCAGCGGCUGGAGGAGGUGAGGAGGCGAGUGAGGGAGCAGGAGGAGGAGCACUUGAGGAGGAGAGCCAAGGAGAAGGAGGAGGAGAUGAGGAAGAAAGGAGGCGAGGAGAAGAAGCCGGGCUCCGACGGCCGCUGGUACACCGACAUCAAGGCGCCAGCGCCUGAGGAGGACCAGGAGGAGAACCAGGAGACAGAGGAGAACCCGGCACCCAGCGACCCGGAGGAGGAGGAGCGGUUGGAGAAGGAGUUCUGGCACACGCCGUGCGCAUUCACGCCCGAGUCCCGCCUGGAAAUGCACCGCCACCUGGAGGAGAAGAAGAAGGCCAAGGAGAAGCAGACACAGAAGAAGACGGCGGCCCCCCCUCGGACGCUGAUCACCGCUGAAGGACGAGUCCUAAACAUCAACGAGCCGAAACUGGACUUCAGUCUCUCUGAGGAUGAAGAAAACAACUCCAUCGUGUUGACCCUGCAAGUCUACAGACACAUGGACACCUCCCUGAUGGACGUAGAUGUCCAGCCAACCUACGUCAGAGUCAAAGUCAAGGGAAAGAUAUUUCAGGUGGUCCUGCCGGCCGAAGUGAAGCCCGACAGCUCGACGGCUCGGAGGUCCCAGACCACGGGUCACCUGGUCCUCAGCAUGCCGCGGGCUGACGGUGAAAUCAAAGUGAUGAAGAGCGCCCCCCGCUGGACGCCACGCCGCAGCAUCUCGCCCAGGGGCCGCAGCAGAACAGAACCCGAGAGGCUGGAGGCGGAGCCCAGCAGGCGCACGCACAUCGACCUCGCCAACAUCGUGCGGCGCCCCGGCGCCCAAGAAGGCCCGCUGGAAACGCCCGGUACGGAGCCACCCACCGCCGCCGGUCACUGCGGCUUCUCCCAGGGGUUCAUGGACGACCCCGACGUGCCCCCCCUGGUGUAGAGGGUGAGACAAGGGGACGCGUCUGUCCUCUAAGGUUCUUCCCCCCCGUAGACUCUCCAACACGUGAGGAGACACUUCACUUCCUGUCACAGCUCAAUGAAACCAACAAUAAAUGAAUAAAAGUCUUUGUAUCUCAAACAACAUCCUUGUCCGACCCCUUUUUUUUGGCCACGCCCAUAUUCAAUCCGGCUUGGUGCUUCGUCCUCGCCGCUCCCCUUCCAGCGUCCUGCGGGACUUUGACCGGACGACCUGGAGGGACACGAGGUCCUAAACCGCGUCUCUAAAGUCCACUCGUCUCUCCUCUGGAGCUCCGCUGAGGUCUCCUCGCUAUUUGUCAGAAACCAAAGCUCGCAGGUCGCGCCUCCUCUCUCCUCAGCGAGCAUCUCCAGGUCCUCCAGAGGUCCUUUAGUUUCCCUGCGGACAGAUCGUCUCUCCUCAUGGCGGGAUUCUGUAGCUUCUACUCGUCCAGACGUGUAGUUGGGCAGCUUUUCUUCCGGGGGUGGGACUUAGCGAGGGGUCAAUUGCUUCUUUUUUGGAGACCUGUCCAUCAGCGCGUAGCCCCGCCCUAAAGCAUUCCCUGCUUUAUGGUCUGUUAGAGACCUGUCAAUCACAUUUCAACAACAGAACAGUUGUCUUCAGAC
This is a messenger RNA of Pungitius pungitius (ninespine stickleback), 2154 nucleotides long. RefSeq names its product dynein axonemal assembly factor 11 (gene dnaaf11). The transcript has 12 exons. The record is from RefSeq and is a predicted model, not a curated record. Gene Ontology annotation, molecular function: protein binding. Gene Ontology annotation, cellular component: cytoplasm. The coding region runs from base 122 to 1513 and encodes 463 amino acids. NCBI's taxonomy places the organism in Eukaryota, Metazoa, Chordata, Actinopteri, Perciformes, Gasterosteidae. Gene Ontology annotation, biological process: outer dynein arm assembly.